AUGGACAAUAAUAAACACGAAAUUGAAAAUGAUUUCUACGCUGCUGAAGAAGUUGACGGUGUGCGAUUCACUUGGAAUAGCAUACCAACAACAAAAAUCACAUCAAAUAGACUCUCAGUACCAAUUGCUUCGUUAUAUACCCCUUUGAAAGAUAGAGAGGACUUACCUAUCAUCCCAUCAGAACCUACAGUGUGUCGUCAACCUUGUGGUGCUAUUUUAAACCCAUUUGCUGUUGUUGAUUAUAAUACUAAAACAUGGAAUUGUCCAAUUUGUUCUGCAAAGAAUACAUUACCAGCUCAUUUUUUCACACAAUUCCCUCCUCAAUGUGAUCCAAGCGCCUCGACUGUGGAAUAUAUUCUUACAAGACCACCUGCAAUCCCACCUAUUUUCUUAUUUGUUGUUGAUACAUGUCUUGGUGAAGAAGAUUUUGAUGCAUUAAAAGAAUCUUUAAUGAUUAGCUUAAGUUUAAUUCCACCAGAAUCAUUAAUUGGUUUCAUUUCAUUUGGUAAAAAUAUUAAUCUGUAUGAAUUUACCAAUGGAGACGUUUUAAAAUCUUAUGCUUUUAAUGGUGCAAAAGAAUAUACCACGGAGACAAUUUCAUCAAUUCUGGGAUUUAUUUCAUCAGAUUUAAGAAAUCCAACACAGGGAGUAAAUCAAUCUGCAUUUAGAUUUUUACAAAAUACAAGUUAUGCAGAAUAUCAAUUAACUUUAAUUUUGGAAAAUUUGAAAAAAGAUUCAUGGUUAUAUAAAUCAAAUGAACGUCCAUUAAGAGCAACUGGUUCUGCAUUAAAUAUUGCAACAAGAAUUUUAGAAAGUGCAUACCCAAAGAGUAGUGGUGCACGUAUUAUGUUAUUCACAGGUGGUCCAGCAACUUAUGGACCAGGUAUUAUAGUUGAUAAUCAAUUAAAACAACCAAUUAGAUCACAUCAUGAUAUUGAAAGUAAUACAAAUAAUGCAAUUCAUUAUAAAAAAGCUAAAAAAUUUUAUUCAACAUUAGCAGAAAAUUGUUCAGAAAAUGGUUAUACUGUUGAUAUUUUCAUUGGUGCUUAUGAUCAAGUUGGUCUUUAUGAAAUGGAAGCAUUAAGUGAUAAGACUGGUGGUUUAGUAGUUUUAAGUGAUUCAUUUACAACUUCAAUUUUUAAACAAUCAUUCCAAAGAGUUUUCAACAAGGAUAAUGAAGGUUUUUUAAACUUGGGUUUUAAUGGUACAUUAGAAGUUAAAACUUCAAAACAAUUAAAAAUUUCAGGAUUAAUUGGUCAUGCAACUUCACUGAAUCGUAAAACUUCAAAUGUUUCAGAUAAAAUUAUUGGAGUUGGUGAAACAAAUUCAUGGAAAUUAUCAAGUAUAACACCAAAUUCAUCAUAUGGUAUAUAUUUUGAAGUUGAAAAUUCAGAACCACAAACUGCAUUUGUUACAAAUAUAGGUCCAAGUGCUCUUGUGCAAUAUUCAACUCAUUAUACACAUUCAACAGGUACAACAAGAUUAAGAGUCACUACCGUGGCAAAACCAAUUGAUAUAAAUGGAGAUUUAUCAACAUAUUUUGAUCAAGAAGUUUCAGCUGUCUUAAUUGCAAGGGAAGCUGUCUCCAAGUUAGAAAAAUUAGAUGUUUCAGAUGUUUUACUUUGGAUUGAUAAAAAAUUAGUUUCAUUAUUAAAAGCAAUUGGAGAAUAUAGAGUUAAUCAACCUGAAACAGUUAGAUUAUCAAAUAAUAUUUCAUUAUUCCCACAAUUUAUUUAUCAUUUACGUCGAUCACAAUUUUUACAAGUUUUUAAUAAUUCACCAGAUGAAACUUCAUUUUAUAAACAUGUUUUCUUAGAUGGUGAUACAACAAAUUCAUUAAUUAUGAUUCAACCAACUUUAACUUCAUUUUCACAAGAUUCAGAAGAAGGUGAACCUGUUCUUUUGGAUUCAUUAUCAUUAAACCCAGAAAAAAUUUUAUUAUUAGAUACUUUUUUCCAUAUAUUAAUUUAUCAUGGUUCUACAGUAGCAGCAUGGAGAAGAGCAGGAUACCAGGAUAUGGAAGAAUAUGCCUCGUUCAAGGAAUUUUUAGAAGAACCACGUCAUGAAGCUGCAGAUUUAUUAAUUGAUAGAUUUCCAUUACCAAGAUUUAUUGAUACUGAGGAAGGUGGAUCACAAGCAAGAUUUUUAUAUUCAAAAUUAAAUCCAUCCACGACACAUCAAACUAUUGGUGGUAAUAUUGGUUCUGGAAUGGGAGUUAUAUUAACUGAUGAUGUUAGUUUACAAUCAUUUAUGGAACAUGUUCAAAAAUUAGUUGUUCAAAGUAAAUAG
Hansenula ciferrii is the source of this 2289-nucleotide messenger RNA. RefSeq lists its product as uncharacterized. Gene Ontology annotation, cellular component: endoplasmic reticulum exit site; COPII vesicle coat. The transcript is spliced from 2 exons. Bases 1 to 2289 code for a protein of 762 amino acids. Gene Ontology annotation, biological process: intracellular protein transport; COPII-coated vesicle budding; endoplasmic reticulum to Golgi vesicle-mediated transport. Gene Ontology annotation, molecular function: zinc ion binding; GTPase activator activity. NCBI's taxonomy places the organism in Eukaryota, Fungi, Ascomycota, Saccharomycetes, Phaffomycetales, Wickerhamomycetaceae. The record is from RefSeq and is a predicted model, not a curated record.